Molecule: messenger RNA, 849 nt
Organism: Necator americanus (New World hookworm)
Lineage: Eukaryota; Metazoa; Nematoda; Chromadorea; Rhabditida; Ancylostomatidae
Exons: 7
Coding region: 1-849 (282 amino acids)
Biological process (GO): regulation of transcription by RNA polymerase II
Cellular component (GO): PRC1 complex
Source: RefSeq, a predicted model, not a curated record
AUGUCUAAGAAGAAAGAAAAAGAGAAAGACGACAAAAAAUCGGAGAUUGGCCAAAAAAGGAAGCGAACGGGAAAAUCAGGAAAUGAAAGUAAAGCGAAGAUGUCAAAAAAGGAUGAUGGGGAGUCAGAGAGAGGUGAAGUUAAGGAGACUUAUUCGCUGCAGCUAAGGAAGAUAAACACUCAUCUUACUUGCGGUCUGUGCAAAGGAUAUUUAAUAGAUGCAACGACGGUUAUCGACUGCUUGCAUACGUUCUGCAAAAGUUGUCUUCUCACCUAUUUUGAAGAAGAGGACAACUGCUGCCCAACGUGCGAACAGCUGAUUCACCAAAGUCAUCCAAGCCACUAUGUGGCAUUCGAUCGUACAAUGCAGGACAUUGUGUACAAAUUAGUCCCUGGAUUACUGGAAGCAGAGCGGAAGAGGCGCCUUGAAUUUCUGAAAAACAAGAAACGAGAAGCAGGGGAAACUGUUGAAGAAGAUGAAGAGGACACCGAAAAGAAGGAUGAAUCUCCUCAGGGAACAAAUCGAUGUUUUGAAGGGGAGCCUGGGAUUUCGCACCACCGAAAUGAUGAACACGUUAUUGUUUCAUUGAUUCCGGGUGCUCCAGAGCUUCCGACGCCUGUACGUCCCAUAGUCCGGUUGAGUGGCAUGGCUACAGUAAACACACUGAAAAGAUAUCUAGCUCAAAGCAUGUGGUCGAAUAUGUCGCGAUAUAGUGAAUUGGAUUUAUUCUGUAACGAUGAACUUAUGGGUCGUGACUUCUCGAUGCGCUUUAUCCAUCUCACGCGAUGCCGUAACAAGCUCAAAGAUGAACCCUUGAAGCUUGUAUAUCGAUAUCAUAUUGAUUUUUGA